ACCACCCUUUCGCAGUAUAAAUAGACCCCCUAGGCUCCCUGCAGCAUCCAUCAAACCAAGUUCAGCGCAGUGUUUCCAAAGCAUAGUACUGCAUAGCCAGAAGCCACAAUGGCGGGGAGCUUGCUAGCCAACUAUGUCCAAGUCAACGUCAUGCUCCCUCUGGAUGUUGUGAGCGUAGACAACAAGUUCGAGAAGGGCGACAAGCUAAGGGCGCAGCUGAAGAAGCUGACGGAAGCCGGCGUCGAUGGCGUCAUGAUAGACGUCUGGUGGGGCCUGGUGGAGGGCAAGGGCCCCAAGGCCUACGACUGGAGCGCUUACAAGCAGGUGUUCGAGCUGGUGCAGGAGGCCGGGCUGAAGCUGCAGGCCAUCAUGUCGUUCCACCAGUGCGGUGGCAACGUCGGCGACGUCGUCAACAUCCCGAUCCCACAGUGGGUGCGGGACAUCGGCGCGACCGAUCCCGACAUUUUCUGCACCAACCGGAGCGGGAAGAGGAACAUCGAGUACCUCACUCUUGGAGUGGACGACCAGCCUCUCUUCCACGGAAGAACUGCAAUUCAGAUGUAUACUGAUUACAUGGCGAGCUUCAGGGAGAACAUGAAAGAGUUCUUGAAUGCUGGUGUCAUUGUGGACAUUGAGGUGGGGCUCGGCCCGGCUGGAGAGAUGAGGUACCCCUCCUAUCCCCAGAGCCAGGGAUGGGUGUUUCCAGGCAUCGGAGAAUUCAUCUGCUACGAUAAGUACCUGGUAGCAGACUUCAAAGCAGCAGCAGCGAAGGCUGGUCAUCCUGAGUGGGAAUUGCCUGAUGAUGCUGGGGAGUACAAUGACACUCCCGAGAAGACCCAAUUCUUCAAGGACAACGGAACAUACGUCACCGAGAAGGGGGAUUUUUUCCUCUCAUGGUACUCCAACAAACUGAUCAAGCACGGUGACAAGAUCCUGGAUGAAGCAAACAAGGUCUUCGUGGGAUAUACAGUGCAGCUGGCAAUCAAAAUAUCUGGCAUUCACUGGUGGUACAGGGUUCCAAACCAUGCAGCCGAGCUCACUGCCGGGUACUACAACUUAGAUGACAGAGACGGCUACAGAACCAUAGCACGCAUGCUCAAGAGGCAUCAUGCUAGCCUCAACUUCACUUGUGCAGAGAUGAGGGACUCCGAGCAGAGCUCAGAGGCGAAGAGUGCACCAGAAGAACUAGUCCAACAGGUGCUGAGUGCUGGAUGGAGAGAGGGCUUAGAUGUGGCCUGCGAAAACGCGCUUGGUCGAUAUGAUGCAACGGGGUACAACACUAUACUCAGAAAUGCGAGACCAAAAGGUGUCAACAAGAGUGGCCCUCCGGAGCACAAGCUGCAUGGAUUCACCUACCUCCGGUUAUCAGAUGAGCUGCUACAGGGACAGAACUAUGUCACUUUCCAAACUUUUGUCAAGAGAAUGCAUGCUAACCAGGAUCAUGACCCAAGUGUUGAUCCAAUUGCACCUCUGGAAAGAUCAACGCCAGAAAUGCCAAUUCAAAAGAUCUUACAAGCAGCGCAACCAAAGUUGGACCCGUUCCCCUUUGAUGAGAACACCGACCUGCCAGUUUACAUAAAUUUAACUGCUACCCAGGCUUCUGCUGCUACUGCUAGAACUGGAUUUGAUCCACUGGGUCUCCUGGGAAGAAAAAUUAUCCAAAACGAACAAACCGACAAAACACGAAAAUGUCACUGGCCAACUGAAGCCCAAGCACCGACGAGGAGCUCACCACACAUGCCAGGAGCCGCAGCCGCCCAUUGGCCACAGCGCAAUCCAAAUGGGGAGGCCAGGCGAUGCACCAUGCCACAUGGCGCCCCCGCACUGGCCCCCAACUUAUCCAGUCAGAUAAGGUUGGCGACGGCGAAGGCUCCCUCGUAUAUUUCCGGCACGCUGGCCGCCACUGGUGGAGCGAGAGAUCGAUCGUUACCUCCUCCUCGAUCCCCAAGAGAAAACGCAAAGCUCGAGAUGGCACAGGCCAUGGCGUCCAUGACCGGCUUGACCUCGGCGCAGGGCGUGCGCCUUCCAGGCCCGGCCGGCCGGCGCGGCGCCAGCAAGCUCACCGUGAGGGCGUCGGCGGAGGCCGAGACCGCCGGCCGCCGCGCGGUCCUUGGCCUCAUGGCCAGCGGGGUCGCCGGCGGCGCGUUCGCACAGGCGGUGCUCGCGGCCGUCAACCCCAUCAAGGUUGGCCCGCCGCCGCUUCCCUCCGGUGGACUCCCCGGGACGGAGAACUCGGACGAGGCGAGGGACUUCGCGCUCCCCCUGAAGAACCGCUUCUACCUGCAGCCGCUGCCUCCGGCGGCGGCGGCGGCCCGGGCCAAGGAGUCGGCCCAGGACAUCCUCAACCUCAAGCCGCUCAUCGACAAGAAGCAAUGGCCGUACGUCAUGAACGACCUCCGCCUCAGGGCCUCCUACCUGCGCUACGACCUCAAGACCGUCAUCUCCUCCAAGGCCACCAAGGAGGAGAAGAAGGACCUCAAGGACCUCACCGGGAAGCUCUUCGACACCCUCGACGGGCUUGACCAUGCAGCCAAGAUCAAGAGCCCCGCCGAAGCCGAGAAGUACUACGGCGAGACCAAGACCGUUCUUAGCGAUGUCCUCGCCAAGCUAGGAUAGAUGCAUGGAUCCGCAUAAUGGCCGUGUGCUUUCAGUUUCAGGCCUUUUGUGUUUGUUCAUAUGGAACCGGCGAUGUAACUUCUUUGUUGAUAAUAUGUCAGCAAGCACUUAAGUAUGAUUAUGUCUUGAGUUUUUUACAAAGUAAAA
Messenger RNA from Brachypodium distachyon (stiff brome), 2763 nucleotides. Its product is annotated as beta-amylase. The record is from RefSeq and is a predicted model, not a curated record. The coding region runs from base 109 to 2616 and encodes 835 amino acids. Gene Ontology annotation, cellular component: photosystem II oxygen evolving complex; photosystem II; extrinsic component of membrane. NCBI's taxonomy places the organism in Eukaryota, Viridiplantae, Streptophyta, Magnoliopsida, Poales, Poaceae. The transcript has 11 exons. Gene Ontology annotation, molecular function: calcium ion binding; beta-amylase activity. Gene Ontology annotation, biological process: photosynthesis; polysaccharide catabolic process.